AUGUUCGGCUUUACAACACCACGGAGCUCCGGAGUGGGUACAUUGAUUUCCGUAGCAUUAUUUGUUAUAAUUUUGUCAUACAUCCUGGUCGAACCAUCCCAUCAAGGUCCAAUAGUAGGAAUUGAUCUUGGCUCGAGAUGGUUGAAAGUUGGUAUUGCCAAGUCGGGCUCGCCAAUUGAUUUGGUGCUCAAUGAGCAAUCCAAACGUAAAACUUCAAAUAUUAUUGGUUUUAGAGGAAAAGAUAGGUACAUCGGAGAGGCUGGUUAUACCAUGGUUGCUCGUUUUCCUGACAAAAUGUUGCGCUUUUUGAAUUUUGCACUUGGCAAGAGCUAUGACUUGGAACUCAACGAAGUUUCUCGUCGCUACAAUGAAUUGAAGGUUCCAGUUUCGCUAGUGAAGAAUGAAGAGAGAGGGACAGUAGAUGUUAAAUUUUCAAAUGAUGCAACCUAUUCACCUGAAGAGCUUCUUUCCAUGAUUUUCUUGUAUAUCAAACAAUUAGCAGAUGACGGAAAGACAGCAGCUGUCACGGAUGCCAUUGUGUCAAUUCCACAUUUUUUCACAAGGGCCCAACGACAGGCUAUUUUAGACUCCGCCUCCAUUGCUAAUAUCAAAAUAUUAGCUUUAAUGCAUGACCAUACUGCUACAGCUUUACAAUACGGAAUUAAGAGUGCUAAAAUAAUUAAGGAAUUGACCAAGCCACGCCACGUCGCAUUGUUCUACGACAUUGGCUCAGUUAGCACUACCGUGAGUAUUGCUGAAUAUACCCAAAGCAAAGAGAAGACUUCACUUGGAAAUAUCAAGAUUUUGGGUUUUGCAUCUGACGAAAAUUUGGGUGGUUCCCAUUUUGAUAAUGUUUUGGCAGAUUUUUUUGCUGAAAAGUUCAUUGAUAAGCACAAGUCGGAUCCUAGAAAAGAAGUUCGACCACUCACAAGACUUGUCGAAGAAUCCCAAAAAAUCAAACAUAUCCUUAGUGCAAAUAAUGAUGCCUAUCUAUCGAUUGAAAACUUGUACAAUGAUAGAGAUUUGUCAAUCAAAAUUACCAGGGAAGAAUUUGAAAAGUUGAGUGAACAGUUACUCAAUAGAUUGACUAAACCUAUUACUGCUGCCUUGUCAGUAGCCAACUUGACAUUGGAUGAUAUUGAUGCUUUUGAAAUGUCGGGAGGCUCUUCUAGAAUUCCAGCAGUUCAAGAUAGAAUUUCUAAAUUUGUAGGAUCCAAGUUGAUGGUGGGAUACAGUCUUAACGCUGACGAGGCCAUAGCUAUGGGUUCCAGCUUCUAUGGUGCCAUGCUCUCUCCAUCAUUUAAGGUUACUGCAUUCAAAAUUUUUGAUACCGUUCCACACAAAGUUGAUUUCUUGUUAUCAGGCAACGACAAAGAAAUUAACCUUUUCAACCACAAAGACGAAAUUGAUGCAAAGAAGACAAUCACUGUUCCAAGAACUGAAGAUUUCACAAUUACUCUCAAAUAUGCCUCAGAGUACCUUCCAUCUGGUUACUCAACAGAACAUGCUGCCUUUGCCACUUAUGAAAUCACUGGAGUUACCAAAGCCAUGUCGAAUUGGACCUUUGAAGAUGAACGUGGAAAGAAAAAGAAGGUUAAGGCAACAUUUAAGGUGAACAAGUUUGGUUUGGUCGAGUUAGACUCAGUCAAUGCCAUUCUCGAGGAAACAAUUACCGUGAGAGUUGAAAGCAAUAACACCACUACUUCGAAUGAAACCAAAACUGAACCAGUCUACAAGAAAGACACCAGAGUGACCAAGGUUGCCCUCGAUGUCAAGUUUAUUGAUAUUUCCGUGAUCAAGCCACUCACUCCAGAACAAUUAAAGGCAUCUCGAGAAAAGGUGAAAAACGUGGAAGAUUUUGAAGCAUUGAAGAGAAGAAUUUCUGCAGCUAGAAAUAAUUUGGAAUCUGCUCUGUACUCAACCAGAGAGAAGUUGCUUGACAACCCAGACUACAAGGGUUUUUUCACAACCAAAGAAAGGGAUGAAAUUAACACUGUCAUUGAUGAGCUUGAAGUAUGGCUCGGCGAGAAUGACGAAGAGGGAGUUGUGGAGCCAUCUCGAGUUGAUCUCUUUACAUCCAAGCUCAAACUUCUCACUGAUUUGACUGAUCCUAUUCAAGAUAGAUGGCGCGAGCACAAGGGAAGAAAAGAAGCUCUCAGCUAUUGUAAGAGUGUUUUCAAUGCCACAAACUAUGCAAUUCAUUAUAUGAGAGAAAAUCAAAAGCAUAUUACUGAGGAUGAGUUGAACGAGCUUCACCAAUUUAACAAGGAAACAGAGAUGAACAUUACUUCAAUUCUCGCCAAGCAAGAUAGAUCCCCACUUUAUGAAGCACCAACUGUUCGUGCAAAAGAUAUCAAGAAGCAAUGUGGCAAGGUUUCUGAACGGGCCUUCUUGUUGUCCAAGAAACCUGUUCCAAAACCUGAAAAACCUGCAACAAAUGAAACAAAUGAAACCACCAUACCUUCCACAAACGAAGAGACAAAGACUGAGGAAAAUACUGCCAACUCGCAGGAACAACAAUCAACAAAUGAGCAAAAGCAGAAGGAUGAAUUGUAA
Naegleria fowleri is the source of this 2556-nucleotide messenger RNA. RefSeq lists its product as uncharacterized. The record is from RefSeq and is a predicted model, not a curated record. Gene Ontology annotation, biological process: negative regulation of hypoxia-induced intrinsic apoptotic signaling pathway; cellular response to hypoxia; endoplasmic reticulum unfolded protein response. Bases 1 to 2556 code for a protein of 851 amino acids. Gene Ontology annotation, cellular component: endoplasmic reticulum chaperone complex. The transcript has a single exon. Lineage: Eukaryota; Heterolobosea; Eutetramitea; Acrasida; Naegleriidae. Gene Ontology annotation, molecular function: ATP-dependent protein folding chaperone; ATP binding.